AUGGCACUAAGAAGACACAUGAAGAACUUUAUGAAAAAUUAUUCUGAAGCUGAGGUAAAAGUAAGAGAAGCAACUUCUAAUGAUCCUUGGGGUCCCUCCAGUUCUCUGAUGUUAGAGAUAAGUGACUUAACAUACAACAGAGUUUCUUUUUCUGAGAUCAUGAGCAUGAUAUGGCAGAGAAUGAAUGAUUACGGCAAGAACUGGAGGCAUGUGUACAAAUCUCUUACACUCUUGGAUUAUCUCCUCAAGAACGGAUCUAAGAAAGUCAUACAGCAUUGUCAUGAGGGAUCUUAUAACAUUAAGAUGUUAAAGAAUUUUCAUCACAUAGAUGAGGCUGGAAAGGAUCAAGGCUUUUAUGUAAGAGAGAAGUCGAAGCAAGUUAUUGCCUUAUUAACAGAUGAACAACAGCUGCAUAAUGAACGUGAAAUAGCACAUCGCACUCGGCAGCGCACUUCCUACGCAACGCUUUUCCCUCCAAAGACUUCUGGCAAAACUUGUUCAUCAGCAGUGCCUGCCUCAGAUCCCACUGAAGAAUUCCCUUCUUUAGAAAACAUCCCAUAUUUUUCUCUUAAGGCCUCGCCUGCAGCUGAACACAGCCAGUCUGCUCAGAUGUUGGGCAAAGCAGAGAUAUCCUGCGAAACAACAACAUCCAACACCAUCCCAAAGAAGUCCUCAGAGGAUCUUAUCAUCUUCAGCGAGGAUGAACCUUCUACUUCUGCGGUGCAAUCAACAUUUCCUACCAGCGUCUCCAAAGACGAACAGGCCACAGAUAAAAAAGUAAACACCAACACCUUCUGGAAAGCAGAAUGA
Molecule: messenger RNA, 810 nt
Organism: Sphaerodactylus townsendi
Lineage: Eukaryota; Metazoa; Chordata; Lepidosauria; Squamata; Sphaerodactylidae
Gene: ENTHD1
Product: ENTH domain containing 1
Exons: 5
Coding region: 1-810 (269 amino acids)
Biological process (GO): endocytosis
Cellular component (GO): plasma membrane; endosome; clathrin vesicle coat
Molecular function (GO): phospholipid binding; clathrin binding
Source: RefSeq, a predicted model, not a curated record